AUGCUUCAGAACGUCGUAUGUUUACAUCCAAACCGUCGCAAGUAUAAUCCAGUAACGGACACUGUGGCGGACGCUCUAUCAUUUGAUUAUCCAACAGCUCCAUACGGCGUUUAUUGUGUAGAUGAUAUUAAUGAACUGAACAAUGGUGUGAAAAAUUGGGACAGAUGUGUUUCGGCUAUCGGAUGGGGUGACUUUCUAAUCUUCGAUGUUUUACUAUUAUUGGUUAUACCAUGCAAUUCUUCGAUUAUAAUAAGAGCAUGCAUAGCAUUCGGUUGCAUAGUUAGCGUAGAACUUGCUAAUUUAUGUACUGGUUUCAUACUUUAUUUUAGUGAUUUUAACGGUUUACCGGCUUUACCUCUUCCCACGGCUGUUGUCAGUGCUUAUGCUAUCUUCGUUGGUGCCAUCAUUGAAUAUUUAAAUCUUGAUUGUGAAGAUACGUUAAAAUGGAGAACAAGUCUUCAUUAUGACUUUUCAUACUAUCAUAAUUCAUUGAUGAAAUAA
Rotaria socialis is the source of this 501-nucleotide messenger RNA. The record is from the annotation of a GenBank genome assembly. NCBI's taxonomy places the organism in Eukaryota, Metazoa, Rotifera, Eurotatoria, Philodinida, Philodinidae.